Folsomia candida is the source of this 2065-nucleotide messenger RNA. RefSeq names its product BTB/POZ domain-containing protein 1. Bases 119 to 1702 code for a protein of 527 amino acids. Lineage: Eukaryota; Metazoa; Arthropoda; Collembola; Entomobryomorpha; Isotomidae. The transcript is spliced from 7 exons. The record is from RefSeq and is a predicted model, not a curated record. Gene Ontology annotation, molecular function: protein binding.
UCGAGAAUCGAGACACAUGAAUUUAUCAACUUCUUCCAUCCAUUGUAUUUAGUCAGCUUCCAGCCACAUUUUAAACUUGACACACUUAAGUUCAUAAUUAAUCGAUAUUUUAUUAAAUAUGGAGUAUUGGAAGAAUGAAGUCGAAGAAAUGGCAGUUAAACGAGACAUGAAGUAUCACUCAUUGUCAAGUAGGAUGGAUCGAAUGUUGAAGUCGGGCUUAUAUUCAGACGUGGCAAUUAUAGUCGGGAAGGACAAAACCUGCUUUAACGUUCAUAAAGUCGUGCUGGGCAGUUGCUCACCCGUUUUGCAGGCAAUGGUGGAAAAACGAUGGAAUGAUGAUCAAGAAACUGCAUCCGGGGGCAAAACGACGCUCACCUUUCCAGAUCAUAGGGCAGAGGAGUUUCAGUUAUUUUUAAAAUUUCUGUACACGGACGAGUUGGGUGAAACGUUUCUCUCUGAAAAUUUGGAGAUUUUGAAGCUUGCUCACAUUUAUGAUAUCCCACCACUUUUGGAGAAAGUUUCAUCUCGACUUUCUAAAUUUGUUGAGAAAUGCGACGCAAAAGAUUCCGAUUUCUGCCUUCAAAUUUACACGACUUCAAGAUUCAUUGAUGAAUGUUUGAGUGAUAAAGCGCUUCAGUUUUUCCUGAGGAAUAUAAGGUCAGCAGCUGAGAACGAUCAAUAUUUAGAAUGGGACGCGGAAACUGUGAGGACUGUAUUGACCCAACAAGUGCUAAACAUAAGGGAGGUGGACCUAUUCAAAGCCCUGCUAAAAUGGGGAAAUCAACCCCAAGAUCCCACAAACUUGAAGUCAUUCCCGAAAUCUGAAGCUAUGCCCGAAUUGCUGAAACUUAUCCGAUUCGGGGCCAUGGAAAUGUCACAAUUUGCAGAUGAAGUUGUGCCCACUGGAGUUCUAUCAAAGGACGAAAUUGUCAAAAUAUUUAAGCAUUUCUCGAGUCAAAAGUGGUUUAAUCAGUUGCUUCUUAUUAUGCAAACAUUCAUAAAUUAUUUAAAUGACAAUUUUUCCAUAUCUUUUUGUAGCACACAUUUCUCAGACAGUGAUUCAAUACCUCGCCACAAAGGUGAACGAAUCAAUCGCUUCGCUUUACAAACUGCAAACCGUGCCAUGGACUGUCCCAUUAAAGGACACUCCACGUCAAAAGACGUAGUCAAAACCAUACCCCCAGAUAUUAGAUUAGUCGUCAAAACACCAGUUUACUUACGAGGCAUCGACAUUUUCUGUAACGGUCUGAACGAAAUCUUGCCCAUCCAUGGGAAUUAUGACGGAUCGAUCAUUUUUAAAGUCCUCAUAAAGGAUACUGAUGGAAGAAUAGUUAAAAAAGCUGUGGCACGGAUGUUGGGAUGUACAAACGCAGAGGAGGAAAUCCAAUUUAAAGUACCGUUACUACUUCAGCCUGCCACCUGCUAUGACUUUUAUGUGACAUGCACAAAAAAUAAGGGAGGCAUUGGAAGAUUGCUUUUCCCAGGUGAAAGUGUUCGAGUUUACUAUCGGAGGGAGGUUAAUCCUCCAAGAACAAGGAGAGAGAAAGUCACCAUUUAUCCAUACGUGAAAGGAACGAUCACUUAUUACGGGUGCGACGCAGAUAAUUCGUUGACCAUCGGGAAAGAAUUCAUGUCUUGUUGGAUUCGUAAUUUGAUUUUUGAAAAGGUACCCGACGAGUUGAAACCUUGUAUAAUUACAUAAAUUGUAAUACGAUAAGGGUGUCAUUGUUUUUGUACUUACUGAAAAAAUAAUUGUGCUGCUAAUGACUCAAAUGCAUAUAUACAUGCAUAUGUAAAUACGUAGGUUAAGUUGAUUCAUCCAUAUUUUCACUACAGAAUAUGCUUGCAGAUAAGUAAGUCUAUAUAAUCCGGUUAUAAAGUUUUUUUAAAAUUUAACAUUAGUUAAUGUAAUGCUCAUAAUUAUGCAGCACAUGUGUAAACUUAAUUACGCAAUAAUAUCUAAAUAUGUAUUUACAACCAUGAUGAGAUUAGCUAGAUAUACACGAGUAUGAAUCACUUGUAUUGAGACUAAUUGUAAUAUACAAGUAAAAUUAAAACAAAGAUG